Molecule: messenger RNA, 896 nt
Organism: Leopardus geoffroyi (Geoffroy's cat)
Lineage: Eukaryota; Metazoa; Chordata; Mammalia; Carnivora; Felidae
Gene: TPRKB
Product: TP53RK binding protein
Exons: 5
Coding region: 294-821 (175 amino acids)
Biological process (GO): tRNA threonylcarbamoyladenosine modification; telomere maintenance via recombination
Cellular component (GO): cytosol; EKC/KEOPS complex; nucleus
Source: RefSeq, a predicted model, not a curated record
CUCUCAAGCUGGGGAAGGAGCUUCUGGGGAGGGACUUGCGUGGUUGCGGCCCAGCUUCCGCAAAGUGAGGGGUUUGUUUCCGAGGGGAAGGCCUUCCGGGAGGACCGAGAGUGCGCAGGUGAGUCCUCUCUGGCAGGGCGGGCUGAGGGCCAGCCCCGGGGGCUCAGUACGGCAGUGACAAGCUCAUGCUCUCUGAGUGCUACCCAGCUGAAGGAGGAUUCACCAAACCGAUGAAAAGGGCUGAGGAGCACGUGUAAGAGGACCUGGGACCCUGAAUCGUGCUUGUCUGUGAAAUGCAGUUAACGCAUCAGCUGGACCUAUUUCCCGAAUGCAGGGUGACCCUUCUGUUGUUUAAAGAUGUAAAAAAUGCUGGAGACUUGAGAAAAAAGGCCAUGGAAGGUGCUAUUGAUGGUGCAUUAAUAAACCCUAAAGUGAUUGUUGAUCCAUUUCAGAUACUUGUGGCCUCAAACAAAGCAGUUCAUCUCUACAGACUGGGAAAAAUGAAGACAAAAACUCUAUCGACUGAAAUUAUUUUCAACCUUUCCCCAAAUAACAAUAUUUCAGAAGCUCUGAAAAAAUUUGGUAUCUCAGCAAAUGACACUUCAAUUCUAAUUGUUUACAUUGAAGAGGGAGAAAAACAAAUAAAUCAAGAAGACUUAAUAUCUCAGGUAGAAGGUCAUCAAGUUUCUCUGAAAAAUCUACCUGACAUAACAAAUAUUACAGAAGUCAAAAAGAUAUAUAAACUGUCUUCACAAGAAGAAAGUAUUGGAACAUUGUUGGAUGGUAUCAUUUGUAGAAUGUCAACAAAAGAUGUUUUGUAAAAUGACAGAAAUAUUAAGAUUUUUCAUAAGAAAACAUUGAUUUUUCUUUCUUGAUUAUAAAAUGUGUAUGUUCAG